GAUGAUGAUGACACUGAUGAUGAUGACGAUGAUGACGAUGAUGACACUGAUGAUGAUGGUGACAGUGGGUGAGCACCAGCUGACGGGCCACAAGGUCGCUGUGAAGAUUCUGAACCGUCACAAAAUCCGAAGCUUGGACGUCGUGGGGAAGAUCAAACGGGAGAUCCAGAACCUGAAGCUCUUCCGGCAUCCACACAUCAUCAAGCUCUACCAAGUGAUCAGUACUCCGACUGACUUCUUCAUGGUCAUGGAGUACGUGAGUGGGGGAGAGCUCUUUGAUUACAUCUGCAAGAAUGGCCGGCUCUCGGAGAAGGAGGCCAGACGUCUCUUCCAGCAGAUCCUCUCGGCUGUUGAUUACUGCCAUCGCCAUAUGGUGGUGCACAGAGACCUCAAGCCAGAGAAUGUCCUCCUGGACGCAAAUGGGAAUGCCAAGAUCGCUGACUUUGGACUGUCCAACAUGAUGUCCGAUGGAGAAUUUCUCCGCACGAGCUGCGGAUCUCCAAACUACGCAGCCCCUGAAGUCAUCUCUGGACGCCUGUACGCUGGCCCCGAAGUGGACAUCUGGUCUAGCGGCGUGAUCCUGUACGCGUUGCUGUGUGGAACACUGCCCUUCGAUGAUGACCACGUGCCCACGCUCUUCCGCAAGAUCCGGGAAGGGGUCUUCCACGUGCCGGACUACUUGCCCAGAGGCCUAGCGGCUCUGCUGCUGCACAUGCUACAGGUCGACCCGCUCAGACGGGCCAACAUCAAGGACAUCCGCGAGUACGAGUGGUUCAAGAAGGACCUCCCUGGGUACCUGUUCCCCGACGAUGGUUCCCACGAUGCCAAGGUCGUGGACGAUGAUGCCGUGCGCGAGGUGACGGAGAAGUUUGAGUGCUCGGAGGACGAGGUGAUGGCCAGCCUCUACGGUGGUGACCCACAGGAUCAGCUGUCCGUGGCCUACCACCUCAUCAUCGACAAUCGCCGCAUCUUGAGCCAGGCGAAGGACUUCUACCUGGCAUCGUCACCGCCCCUCUCCUCCUCCUCCUCCUCCUUCCUGGUCGAGGGCCCCGACCACGCUCGUCCUCACCCUGAGCGCAUCCUCCCCCCGCCGCCCCCAUCGCCCCCACCACCGCCCCCGGCGUCCUCCACCUCCUCCGCCACCUCCUCCACCUCCUCCACCUCCUCCUCCACCUCCUUGCCACCGCCACCGCCGCCCUCAUCAUCGGCCGCGGCCGCUGUAGCUCCGUUCGGCAGCGGCGGGGAACCUUCCGUCGGUCGUCCAUCAUCCUCAUCAUCAUCCUCAUCCUCCUCCGCAUCAGCGGCUGCAUCAGCGGCUGCAUCAGCGGCUGCAUCAGCGGCUGCAUCAGCGGCUGCAUCAGCAGCUGCAGCAGUGCCCCAGCUGCACAAGAGGCCGCUGGACGCCCUCCACGCCACGCACAGGCCCAAGCCUCAGGCCCUAAAGAAGGCCAAGUGGCACCUCGGCAUCCGAAGCCAGAGUAGGCCGCUGGACAUCAUGGCCGAGGUGUACAGGGCCAUGUGCCAGCUGGGAUACCAGUGGAAGGUAGUGAACGCGUUCCAUCUGCGUGUGCGUCACCACCACUCUGUGACGGGUAACUGGGUCAAGAUGAGUCUGCAGCUCUACAAGGUGGACGCCAGCUAUCUGCUGGACUUCAAGAGCAUAGAAGACGAUGGAGAACACCGUUCUGGCUCCUCCACCCCUCAGCGCUCCACCGCCUCCGCCUCCACCGCCUCCACCGCCUCCACCUCCACCACCGCCUCCACCGCCUCCACCUCCACCACCGCCUCCACCGCCUCCACCACAGCACCAAUCCCUGUCCCGGGGGGCGUGGCCGGGGGCGUGGCCAGUACAACAAUGGAGUUCUUUGAGAUGUGCGCGAGCCUCAUAGCCACACUGGCACGCUAG
Molecule: messenger RNA, 1906 nt
Organism: Petromyzon marinus (sea lamprey)
Lineage: Eukaryota; Metazoa; Chordata; Hyperoartia; Petromyzontiformes; Petromyzontidae
Source: RefSeq, a predicted model, not a curated record